UUUUUUUUUCUUUUUUUUUAUUCUUCUCACGAAUAUAUCAAUGGAGGAAGUUGGCUCAAGUAGGCGUGAUAGAAGAGUGCAACCCAACUCGAUUCGAGUUCUAAGGGAAUUCGCAAGAAAUAAAGAGAUGGCAACACCCGUACCUUCUUCUGAACACCAUCGGUCCCGAUCCUCACCAAAAGUAACCGACCACCCUUGGAUGCAUACCAGCUCACCUUAUACCGAAUUUCAGUCUUCUCCAAGCUCUUCUACCGAAAUGAAAUCCACCGCUUAUAAUAAAAACUUUGGUCAAACUAACCAUAGUGAUAAUUACAUCAACAACAACAACAACAAUAAUAAUAAUAAUAGUUCCAAAUAUGACUGGCGAAUGCAUUCUCUUAUGCUUUGUAGACAUAUAUUAAGAAGAGGACUUUUGGACGGUGUUGGCAGUGAUGUGAGUGUGUAUAUACCCGCAUGGGAUAAAUCAUAUAAUCUACAUCGUUUGGUAUUGGAUCAAAAUCCCUACUUUAAGUUGCUUUUACAGGGCGGAUUUCGGGAAGCCGAAUCAGAUGGAGUGACUUUGCAUUUUGAAGAUAAUCCGUUCAUCACACUCGAAUCAUUUCAGUUUGUCCUCGAAUACCUGUAUGGUAAAAUAGACGAUCCAUUUAUCACCCAAGACAAUGUACGACAGAUUCUAGCCACGAGCUCUUAUUUUCAACUGGAUGUGUGUGGUAUUUGUAUAGAUUACAUUCUCAAGACACUUGACCAUCAAAAUGUGGUUGACUACCUGUUAUUUGCGGAUGAAUUAAUGGUGCAAGGAAGUGAACGUAUAUGUGAUGCUGUAUUUACUUUUUUAUGCAGAGAGGCACAUGGUAUGGACCGUGAAGUAUUGGCUUCUCUGCCCUUGGAUUGGUUACAAAGAGUCAUUGAAAGUGAUGCAUUCUGGGUUCCUAGUGAAUUCGAAAGAUAUAGCUUUACUCAACAAAUCAUUCAAGCAAGAUAUGAAGCUUAUCUACUUGCACCUUCUUCAUUUGUCUUGACCGAACUAGACACAAACCCGAAUUGCCACAUCUUGUCACGAUCUAUCCACUACAUGCACAUGACAUUUGAGCAGUUAGAGUCUAUACAAGAUGAUGUUCAUCCUCUCACGAAGCAACGUCUCGUGGCUGAAAAAGUACUAAAAGAGGCAUUAUGGCUUCAAGUCAAAUUAAGAUCCAAAAUAGAAUCGGCUUCAGAAAAAGAUACUAAAUUAAACAUGACAAUUCCUUCUACCUGUGUUCGUUCUCGUCGUACAAGCACUGUGACAAGCGAUAAAGAAGAAGGGUAUGAUGAUUGUAAUGCCGAAGAGGAAGAAAUUGUUGAAAAGAGACCCUUAUCAGGUAAAUAUUAUCCUAUACCGACGGAUGAUACAACAACCUAUACGAGAGAAUCGGCUAUUGCCAUGUCCUCCUCAUCUGCUGCUGCUGCCACUGGUGGUGGUGGUGGUGGUGGUGGUAAAAAGAAAUCCUUAAAGCAACAGAAUACAGUGCCAGUGGAACACUUUUCAAUUUAUCCUCCCUUUCGAUUUAGUGUAGAAUUUACAAAUGUCAAUGCUCUUAAACACGAUAUGCGUGUUUAUUCCCAUACCGUCUUUUAUGCAGGAUCGGACUGGAACAUUUACAUCCAAAAAACAAAGUCAUUGCGUAAAGGUGUGUUACAAUUAGGUGUUUAUCUUCAUCGUCAAUCUAUUUCACACCAGGUUCAGUCACAUCAAGGCCACACUUGUUACUAUCCGGAUGAGAUACAGCAGCAAAAUGAAGGGAACACAAGUGCCGCUACCUCUACCGCUUUCAGAACCAAUCCGACGGCCGAAUCUUGGUCUUUUUCAAGAUAUCCAGAUAAACGACAGGUGGUGAAGACAUGGUUCAAGAUAUAUUGUCCAUCCAGAGGACCGAAACAUGCAUUAACCUUGUUUCAAAGUAGCCCUGAUAACUUCUCCGUGACACAAAGCUGGGGUUGGAGAAGUACUGCUUUAUGCACCGAUGAAAAUAGUAGUAGUGGUACUACUACAACAACAACGACAACGGACACAACAGCUUCCUCAUCGCCGCCACCACCCAUGCUUUAUACCCCACAGACUUCGAAUCAAUUACAUUACCUCACAAGCACUUAUGAUUUGCGAACGAUCAAGACAGCCUUAAAUACCGCCCAACCACAAAAGAGUGAUACUAAUUCAGGACCUUCCUUAAAAUUCACAAUCGUCAUGGGCCAUGUUUAAAUAACAUGCAAUAAUUAAGAAAAGACUUUACGAAAAGAAUGAAUCCCGGGAAGGACAGAUUUGAUGGGGAGAGUGAUUUUUUUGUUGUAUUUUUUUAAUUAAAAAGAAGUAUUUAAUAAAAAAAAAGUGGGAAAAAAAA
Molecule: messenger RNA, 2375 nt
Organism: Mucor mucedo
Lineage: Eukaryota; Fungi; Mucoromycota; Mucoromycetes; Mucorales; Mucoraceae
Exons: 3
Coding region: 41-2236 (731 amino acids)
Molecular function (GO): protein binding
Source: RefSeq, a predicted model, not a curated record